This is a messenger RNA of Labeo rohita (rohu), 4454 nucleotides long. It is a transcript of the gene drd4a, whose product is annotated as dopamine receptor D4a. Bases 475 to 1611 code for a protein of 378 amino acids. Gene Ontology annotation, biological process: adenylate cyclase-activating adrenergic receptor signaling pathway; adenylate cyclase-inhibiting dopamine receptor signaling pathway. Gene Ontology annotation, cellular component: plasma membrane. NCBI's taxonomy places the organism in Eukaryota, Metazoa, Chordata, Actinopteri, Cypriniformes, Cyprinidae. Gene Ontology annotation, molecular function: G protein-coupled receptor activity; dopamine neurotransmitter receptor activity, coupled via Gi/Go. The record is from RefSeq and is a predicted model, not a curated record. The transcript has 4 exons.
AGGGUGAAACUAAAGCGGGUAGACACCGGCCGGUCAACCGGUGAAACGCUCACACGUCACCGGCUUUACACAGCCAUAUUCACUAACUUUAACAAGUGAUGUUAUUAUAAAGAUAAGCGUUUUCAAUAACCUCAGGGUAAUAUAAUGAAACGCCUCAGAUAUUAAGAGCGUCGCUGUAACGUUAAGCCGCUUUAAGACUCUCCGGCAGGUGGAUGGAAAUAGAAACAUCGAGCUCCGAGAACCUGACAGAAAACUUUUGCGUCAAACAGCGAAGAAUGAACAGCGAUGAUUUUAGAGCUGACUCUGACCGUCUUUUCUCCUUCAAAGACCGAAAAUAACGGGACGCAGCUGCAAAGCGCUUCAGAGUUCAGCGGAACUUUUGAGAAACGCACAAAUAAUGGCAAAGAAGAAACGGGUUUUAUCGGUGAGUUUGAUCAAGGGAUUCCCAGAUGACAGGUUAUUAUAGAGGCAGACAUGCCAGCCAACCUCACCGUCUCCAGCCACACCACGAACUACAACUACCCAGCGCUCAUCUUCGGGAUAUUAUUGAUCAUAAUCAUCAUAUGCGGGAACGUGCUGGUGUGUCUGAGUGUUUACACGGAGAAAGCGCUGAAAACUACAACUAACUACUUCAUAGUCAGUUUGGCUGUCGCUGAUUUGUUGUUGGCUGUUUUGGUCUUACCACUGUUCGUGUAUGCUGAGUUCCAGGAUGGGGUUUGGUCCCUUAAUAUGACUGUAUGUGAUGGACUGAUGACCAUGGAUGUGAUGCUUUGCACCGCCUCUAUAUUUAACCUCUGUGCCAUCAGCAUAGACAGGUUCAUCGCAGUCUCCAUCCCUCUUAAUUACAACCGCAAACACGUGGACCAGCGACAGAUUGUCCUGCUUUCCGCCACAUGGAUCCUGGCCUUGGCCGUGGCCUCCCCCGUGAUGUUCGGAAUCAACAACGUCCCCAACCGGGACCACAGCGAAUGCAAGCUGGAGGACAACAACUACGUGGUGUAUUCCUCCGUCUGUUCGUUUUUCGUGCCGUGCCCCAUCAUGCUUUUGCUGUACUGCGGGAUGUUCCGGGGCCUGAGGAACUGGGAGGAGGCGCGGAAGGCCAAGCUGAGGAGCAGCAUGCAGGCCUGCAGAAAGCUUCAGGAGGCCGCCGCAUCCUUGCAGCCGCUGUCCGGUCUGCCGCCCCCUCUGCCGCCCGUGAUCGAGAAAGACCUGACUGACCUGACCUUGGAGGAACUGGACCAGGAUCACUACCCCGACCCGGACAGCCCGGAUCCCGUGUCCAUGCUCGCCUACCCCGGCGGGAGCUACAAUGAAGAUCAAAACCAGAACCGGCAAAGGAAGAGGGCCAAAAUAAAUGGGAGGGAGAGGAAAGCAAUGAGGGUGCUUCCUGUUGUAGUAGGUGCCUUCCUGUUCUGCUGGACGCCAUUCUUCGUAGUACACACGAUGAGGGCUCUCUGCGAAGACUGCUACAUCCCUAGCAGCGUCACUAGCAUCGUGACCUGGUUAGGCUACGUCAACAGCGCCAUCAACCCCAUCAUCUACACCGUCUUCAACACAGAGUUCAGGAAGUUCUUCCGGAAGUUCCUGCCGACUCUGCCCAACUGCUGCUAGCCGGAACGUGCUCUCUGCGAAUGGUUUACGAACAAAACAUACCCAAAAGUAUAAAUAAACCAGACAAAUAAUGCUUACAUGUAAAUACAGCAUGUUGUAUGAAAUAAGUAUGGUUAUAAUGCACUAAGAUGUUUUCUGCCAUUAUGUUUUUACCUUAUGGUUUAAUUUUGUAUGUUUACAUUUUGAGAGCUGGCAUCAAACAACCUCUUUCAUGAAACGCAAGCAGAACAAAUUUGCGUAAAUGCUUCGUAAUUUUAUAAAAUUAAUACAGAACAAAUUUGUGAAAAAAAGCGAAGCAAUUAUUUUUUAAAAGGGAAUUCAGUGAGGGUUUGUGAAUCCUUUAACUUAGAUCGAAACUUUGUGUAUAGCAAAUCAUUUGAUAUCAAUCAGGAUUUCAAGCCGUGUAUUGUGAAUCAUUUGAUUUACUUUGGAACUUUGCGUAUCGCAAAUCAUUUAAUUUUGAUCAGGACACGUAUCACGAAACUUUCCGCGAAUUUAAUGAUUUGUGAUGCGCGCUCCGAGUCUUGAUCUGAAAUGAUGGUUCACGAAUCAUUAUUCAGAUCGGGACUUCUGAGCGGGUUUGCAAACCUUUUGCUUUAGAUCAGAACUUCAGAGUAGGUUUUUGAAUCAUUCUGCAAAUUGAAUGAUCUGCGAUUCACUCCUGAGUCCUGAUCUAAUAUAAUGGAUCAUGAUUAUUCUUAAAGGGAGUAUGGUGAGGGUUUGUGAAUCAUUUGACUUAGUUCGAAACUUUGUGUAUUGCAAAUCAUUUGAUAUCAAUCGGGAUUUCAAGUCAUGUAUUGUGAAUCAUUCUGAUUUGGAUUGGAACUUUGCGUAUCACAAAUCAUUUGUUCAGAUCAGGACUUUGCGUAUCACGAAACAUUCCGAGUCUUGAUCUGAAAUGAUGGUUUGUGAAUCAUUAUUCAGAUCGGGACUUCUGACCGUGUUCGCAAACCUUUUGCUUUAGAUCAGAACUUCAGAGUGGGUGUUUGAAUCAUUCCAUGAAUUGAAUGAUUCACGCUCCAUGCCCGAGUCCUGAUCUGCAGUGGUGGAUCAAGAUUAUUUUGAUCAGGAAUUCUGUGAGGGUUCAUGAAUCAUUUGGCUUAGAUCAGAACUUUACGUAUCGGCAAUCAUUUGAUUCAGAACAGUACUUUGCGUAUUGCAAAACAUUACAAGAAUUGAAAGAUUUGCAAUUUGCAAUCCGUGUUCCAGUCCUGAUCUGAAAUUAUGGUUCGUGAUUCAUUAUUCAGAUUGGGAUUUCGGAGCGGGCUCGAAAAUCUUUUGCUCAGAGCGGGUUCUUGAAUCAUUCCACAAACUGAAUGAUUCGCGAUCUGCACCAAGUCGUUCAUGAUUAUUCAGAUCAAGAAUUUGGUGAGGGUUCGCAAAUCAUUUGACUUAAUUGGGACUCCAGGUCGUGUACUGUGAAUCAUUUGAUUUGGAAUCGGAGCUUUGCGUAUUGCGAAUCAUUUGAUUCAGAUCGGGACUUUGUGUAUCGCGAAACAUUCCGCGAAUUGAAUGAUUUGAAAUUUGAGAUCCACGCUCUGAGUCCUGAUCUGAAAUGAUGGUACACAAAUGUGGACUUUGGAGCAGGUUUGCGAAUCUUUUGCUUUAGAUCGGAACUUCAGACCGAGUUCUUGAAUGAAAUAGUGGUUCGUGAUCAUUCAGGUCGAGAAUUUGGUGGGAAUUUGCGAAUCAUUUGACUUAGAUUGAAACUUUGUGUAUUGUGAAUCAUUUUAUUUCAAUUGGGAUUUCAAGUCCUGUAUUGUGAAUCAUUUGAUUUGUAUCAGAACUUUGCGUAUUGUAAAUCAUUUGAUUCAGUUUGAUUCAGAGCGGGAGUGCGUUCACAAAUCUUUUGCUUUGGAUCAGAACUUCAGAUCAAGUUUUUGAAUCAUUCCGCGAAUUGAAUGAGUCCUGAUCUGAAAUGAUGGAUCACGAUUACUCUGAUUGGUUUGCGAGUCAUUUGAUUAAAUCUAAAGUAUUAACACAAUUUUUAAAAAAUGAAAUAACCAACAUGGGAAAAUGACGUCAGUUAGAGGUUCUGAAUUUCGGUUCCGAUUAAUCAUCUAGCCCUAGUAAAUAGUUCAUAAAACUAGUGCUACAUAAAUUGUUACAAUCAUGCAACACAUGCAUGUACUGUAAAUUGUCUGUAAAAAAAACAGACAGAACUAAAAUCAGAAGAACUAACAGUUUACGCAAAAAUGGCUUUACGAACAAUUUCAGCAUUUCAUUCUGUUUGUGUUUCAUAAACGAGGUACAAUUUAUGCUUUGAAGCUUCUAUGACAGGAAUGUCUGUGGAACAAUCUGCCAUCUACGAUGACCUCUCUUUGCCAUUACUGUUUUCGACACGCAAAGGAGUCCAAGGCGUUCAUUUUCUAUCUGACUGCACUGACUUUCAUCAGAGAAAUAAAUGUUUUCCACAGACAAGAACUACUUUGUGCUGAUGUCCAAAAGAACAGAUGAAGACAUUGAGGUCAUAGUAUCGAACAUCUGUUGAUUUUAAUGUAUUCACCUAGCGAACAACUUCCGAAAACUGGAACUAAGAAGACUGUGAACAGGAGUUUUACUAAAGGAGGAUGCUGAAAAAAAGAAAGAAAGAACAAAAUGCUGACGCUAACAGUUUUAGAAACAAUAACUGAAGCGAAUCGGCCAAACGAACAAAUGAAUCUCUAAUGUAGAGAUUAAAACUGAAUCUGCAAACAUGAACUGAUUUUGUACGAUUCUGAAAAACUUGUUUGAAUGCUGAAGCUAAUGUAGGUUAGAUGUUCGCUGGCGAUUGUUUUCAUGCCUUUCAUGUUAUUUGUACUCUUCAGGUCACGCAGUGUUCAUUAAAAGCUAAAUGAACCCGG